Polypterus senegalus (gray bichir) is the source of this 2927-nucleotide messenger RNA. Its product is annotated as B-cell receptor CD22-like. NCBI's taxonomy places the organism in Eukaryota, Metazoa, Chordata, Cladistia, Polypteriformes, Polypteridae. The record is from RefSeq and is a predicted model, not a curated record. Bases 1 to 1863 code for a protein of 620 amino acids. Gene Ontology annotation, molecular function: transmembrane signaling receptor activity. Gene Ontology annotation, biological process: cell surface receptor signaling pathway. The transcript has 10 exons.
AUGUGGUCUCGGGGGCUUCGCCGACUGCACUGUCUCCGCCUGUUGUGCUUCCUGAUGUUCUAUGAAGGUGGUCGGUCCCAGCCCAUCCUGUCCCUGAAGCAGGAAGGUGACAUCUUUGAGGGCGACUCGGUGACCUUUGACUGCCAGGCGGGUGAUCCUGAUGCCUGGCAGUACUUGUGGUUAAGAGACGGUACGAAUCUUCAUGAGAGUUGGGACAACAGCAGCACUCAAAUGAUAAAGAGAGUCACCCUCGCCGACAGAGGGUCGUAUCGAUGUUACAUAAAGAGGAAAGCUGACCCAAUUGAAGAAUUAUACAGCAACACGAUUGAACUGCAAGUGUCCGAGCGACCAGCGGCCGAGAUCACAUCAGUGCGGGGCUGGAGUGACGUAUUCAAAAACGAGAGACUCGUCCUGCAGUGUACCGGUGACAAGAAGUACAACGACUGGAGCUACCGGUGGUACAAGAAUGGCGAGGAGCUUCAAGAAGGACAUGGGAACGGGACGGCAAAAGGCAACACGUGGAGCAUUGACCUGAUUAACGAGUCACAUGGUGGGACGUAUGUCUGCAGAGGUGAAAGGUCAAGGAGGCCAACGUACACCCAGAGGAGCAAACCGUUCAACGUGACAGUGAGAGAUCGACCAAUGCUUUUCCUCACGAUGAGACCUGCAUGGCAGACGGUCUACUAUGGAGAGAUGGUGACCCUCAGCUGCCAGAUGAUUGCACAUAUUCCUGGACUGCAGUAUCAAUGGUAUAAAGAUGGUGACAGAUUGCAGGCACCUUACCCCAUUGGGCACAGAGUGGAGAGCCACAUCUACUCCAUUAGCUCCGUCGCUCGGUCUGAUCAGGGCGAAUACAAGUGCCAGGCCUACAGCGGAAGACCAUCUGUUCAGUUGUACGCCAGCGAUCCUCUUAUGUUAAAAUUAACGGAGCAUCCAGAGGUUUCUCUCGAGUGGACGCCAAUGUGGACGGUCCUGUUUGCAGGAGAGGAUGUUACAUUCAGCUGCAGAGUCGAGGGAGAUUCCCAGAUGAAGACGUUUCGGUGGUUCGUGGCAGCAGCAAACAAUUCGAAACAAACUCUGUCCUGUGAAAACACCCCAAGCUGUCCAGUGACGUUUUCUGACAAGAACCAGAGCGGCCUGUACUGGUGUGAGACGGAAUUAGGAGAGAGACGCAGCAAAGCGGUGGACUUCACCGUGACGGCAGACAUGGUGGCUCUGCAGACUCCUCCACUGCCACUCACGGAAGGAGACAACGUGACGUUCGGCUGCCGCACUCAGAACCCGACAAAGUACACGGCUAAAGUGUUUCAUGAAGACCAGGAGAUGUUGCCAUCUGGAGGGUACUUCCCGGUUGAAAAGGAGCACGAGGGACGAUACAAAUGCGCUGUGUUCUCUGAUCAGACCCUGCUGAACUCAUCUGAGGAGCUCCACAUCCCAGUCCGAGAUUUCUUCUCCAGCGUUACCCUCAGCGUCUUUCCAGGGCUCUUUGUGUCUGAAGGGCAGACGGUUAAUCUGACGUGUGAGGCACUGAAGAACAGUUUCCUCGAUCUCCCCGUCAAUUACAGCUUUCUUCACGAAGGGGUCUUGAUAUCAGCUGGCACAGAUGCCGUUUACAGCUUGUCCAAUGUGAAGAUGAACUCCUUUGGGACGUACAGCUGCAUUGCUUCAAGUGAGCAUGGAAUCGCUAAGGAGAGUGCGGUGCUGAAGAUUCGCCUGGCACGUGACUGGAGCCCCAUCAUAAGGUACGCCAUUGGGAGCGUUUUGCUGCUUUGCCUGAUCGGAGUGAUGACUUUGAUUCACAUCAGGACGACGGAGGCCUCUGAUGCCAGUCUUGUAGUGAAUCCAAGAAGAACUCCAGCCUGAAACCGUCAUUACAGCAGCCCAGGGUCUCCUUCCUUUGUCCUACCAGUGGAUUGAUUGAUGGAGCUUCGAUGUCAAAUUGCAGGUUUAGGAAUCUUAUGUUCACAGCAUCAGUUAUCGACUCCAAUCUGGCAAUUCAACAUGGCUGUCUGUGGUCUUAUGUCCUUACGUCUGCCAACUGUUACAAAGUGACUGUACACUCACAUUACAAUUGACGUGUGGUGACAUUGGUGUCUUUAUAAAAAGUGUCGUGUGCCAGCGCUGACCAUCAGUGACUGCUGAACGUGGUGCCAUAUGAUUGGCUUCUAUUUCUCAAACCAAUAAACAGGCCUGGCUUACCCGAGGUGUCCUUUGGAGACUUGACAGGCACUGCCAGGCGCUCUCUUUCAGUCGUUCCGCAAUUUUGGUUUCAUAGUUCUUUUCAUAAAAAGGCUUGCAGAGUUCUCACUGUACUGAUUUCUUCCCCUUUCUUGGUUUAGAAAAGCAAUUUUUGGACGCUCCGUGUUCUGAAAAGGAAUUCCUUAAGUGCGCAGUUAAGUUAAUUAAGUCAUUUGGCAGUCCAGUCCACAGCAGGACAUGUCGCACCCCGAGUUGGGCUGUGGAUCUCCUUUACUAACAUAAAGCAAUAAAUUCAGUUGGGGUUUUAACUCCGGAUACCCCGUUUAGCGCAGGUAAGGAGAUAACGUUUGAAAUGAAAGCCGUAAGAAGACCCCGCUGACAGGUACUGUGAAGCCGCGACACAGACAGGCAGAGACAGCCCUUCCAGCACAACACACACCUUUAUUCUUCCGUGGGGAAGCGCUUUUCUAUUUGCACGUUUCAUACAUCAUCAAUAGUCAGAGCACAGUCCUUCCGCCUCCAGUCCUCCACACAGGUUUUGUCCUUCUUCCUCCCAACUCUGGCCCCCCAGUACAGGCGACUGGCUCCAGGUCCUUCAUUAGGGGAUUACUCCCUGGAGCGGUGGAUGAAGCCCAAUGUAGGGCUCUGCAGCUCCCACAGCUCCCCUUGGCAGCAUCCCUGGAACCCAGCAGGGCUGAGCUGACCAAUACCAAGUCCCAUGAAGCUCU